AUGAAGGCACCACUCACCACUACUAUUCUCUCCGCCCUAGCUGCCAUCGGCAGUGUGGCUGCCAACCCUCUCCGUCCACUGGGAGAUCUGGUCAAGCGCAGUCCGGAUGGCAACUUCACCCUCUACGCCUAUGGACUUGCCUCUGAACCCGUCAAGUUGUUCUACGCUGAUGGACUGGCCUACUUCGGCACCGCCUCUGACUGGACCUAUGGCUCUGUUGUAACUGACAUCACCAUGACCUACAGCGACGAUGAAGUCUUCGCCGAAGCUCUCACCGAGGGAAUCACUCUCCCUGAUGACACUCUGCUAUAUAUCCGCCCGAAUGCCGACGAAGUCACGGAGGUUGGCUUGACGGGCGAUGACACUCCGUCGGAUGCAGUGACCGACAGGUGGAUCUGGUAUGGGGCCUGGAUCAUGUAUGAAUCUGACUCCGGAGAGUUGUUCGAUACGUUCUACGUCAAGGACACCAAUGUCUCGACGGUGUGGCAGCUGUAUUGGGUGCCGGAGGGGGUGUCGAGUAGUGGGUAUACGUUUGCGAAUGUGCGGGAUGUUGCUUAG
Messenger RNA from Aspergillus welwitschiae, 558 nucleotides. RefSeq lists its product as uncharacterized. The transcript has 3 exons. The coding region runs from base 1 to 558 and encodes 185 amino acids. NCBI's taxonomy places the organism in Eukaryota, Fungi, Ascomycota, Eurotiomycetes, Eurotiales, Aspergillaceae. The record is from RefSeq and is a predicted model, not a curated record.